This is a messenger RNA of Scophthalmus maximus (turbot), 748 nucleotides long. It is a transcript of the gene psmg4, whose product is annotated as proteasome (prosome, macropain) assembly chaperone 4. The transcript has 3 exons. Lineage: Eukaryota; Metazoa; Chordata; Actinopteri; Pleuronectiformes; Scophthalmidae. The coding region runs from base 112 to 486 and encodes 124 amino acids. The record is from RefSeq and is a predicted model, not a curated record. Gene Ontology annotation, biological process: proteasome assembly.
UCGAUGAACCCGGAAGUCGCUGUUUCUGUUUACAGUCACACAGACACAACGAGCACGACUCAUCGCUGCUCGAACUCUUGAGCCCAGAAACAGAAACAAACAGAAGCCAACAUGAGCGAGACGCAGGACGCGGAGAAGAUCGAGUCCAUCUCGGUGCACAACUUCUCGGAGAAGAUCCUGGAGCAGCUCGUCCACUUCCACGUGAUGAAGCUCAGCGGCGGCUUCUUCCUGUGGGUCGGUUCCGCGCCGCUUCUGUCCAACCUGGCGGUGUCGAUGAGCAGCAAAUACGAUUCGAUGCCAUUAUCCACGUUAGUCAUGGGGGAUCCGUCCAACACGGCUCCGAAUUCCCUGUCACAGAGAUUAGCGAAGAGGACCAGAAAGCAGGUGUUUGUGAGCUACAGCCUCCCAAUGACGGACUCCAACGUCAGUCUGCUGGUGGAGAACCGGAUCAAAAAGGAGCUGGAGCUUCACCCCGAACACUUCUGAUCCUUCACCCGGGACCUUUGAUAUGGAACUGACGACAUUCAGGACGGAAAAGGAAAAACAAACAAAAAUGGCAGGUCCUCCUCUUCCUCUUCCUCGCACUUGAAACCCCGCUCCUCCGACACAAUAACCACAGGCGGUCACAUCGAGUGUUCUUUUUAUUGACAUAAUAAAUUAAGUGGUUCAUUAUCAAAACAUGUAGGCCUACGUUUUUUUGUACAAAUGCAUCGUAUUAAAAAAAUAACACUUCGAAAAAACAGCGUUA